GUCAUCUCAGAAUGGAUUUUACCUUCAUGAUAGAGCUCAAAAUCUACUCGAUGGAGUCAAAUUUGCGACAUCAAAUUUCGUGCAUAUUUAUAUCUACAACUAUGAAUGCUGACUUGUGAUGCUCCAUGUUGGCAUUUUGACUUGGCAGAUCCAAUUCGAAGGCCUGGCAGAAUUAAUGAAGCAGGUCUGAUUCAGUGUAAAAUGGAUGGUUCUGAGCAGUCUGGAUCAAGCCCAGGAUUGGAGAAUUCAAUCAUCCCUGCUGCUGGAAGGUCAGACAUUGAUCUAGAAAAGGGCAGUGAAACUGAAGUGCUAACUUGUGAGGAGUUUCUGCGCCUUGAGGAAGGGAAGAAGGAUCUAUUAGGACAGAUUGUUGAUGGUGAAAAGGAAGCUUAUAAGAUUUAUUGUGAUUAUGCUCAUUAUGUUGGAUUCAGCGUUCGAAAGGGAAAGAAUGCUUACUUUCUGGGAACAAAAAAUAUCAAAGCAAAGGAAUUCCUUUGCUCAAAGGCUGGUUUCAAGGAAGAUGAGCCUGAAGCUACUCACAGUAAACUUGAGAGUAGGACUGGGUGCAAGGCCAUGGUUAAAUUCGAGGUUGAUGAGAAUGGAAAGUGGAGAGUCUCUCGUUUGGUUGCGGAGCAUAAUCAUGAACUGGCUAAGCCUGAAGAAAGACAUUUGCUGAGAUCGGCACGUUCAGUUACAUCUGCAAAGAUGAGUAGUGUGUUCAGAACUUUGCUGGAUGCUGGAAUAAAGACAACAAAAGUAAGUGCUUAUCUUUUUGACGAAGGUAUCCGUAUCGAAAAUGUUAAGCUUUCGAGGAAGGAAGGGCAGGAGCUUAUAAACUCUCGAAGGUUGAUGGAGAUUGAGCCUGGAGACUCACAAAGCUUGGUAAAUCUAUUUAAGGAAAGAGCUGCACAAGAUGCCAUGUUUUUUUGGGAUAUACAACUUGAUAAAGAGGGUAAGCUAACUAACUUUUUUUGGAGAGAUGGUAGGUCUAGAAUAGAUUAUGACUGUUUUGGUGAUGUUCUGAUCUUCGAUACAACUCACAGAUUGAAUAAGUACAUAUGCUCACCAUUUCUAGGGAUUAAUAACCAUGGGCAGACCAUCAUGUUUGGGGCUGCUUUUUUAAUGGAUGAGAUGACAGAAUCCUUUGUGUGGCUUUUUAGUGCAUUUUUGAAGUCAAUGAGUGACAAGCUACCUAUCACAAUAUUUACAAAUCAAGAUGAAGCAAUGGAUAAGGCGACAGAGAUGGUAUUUUCUACAACACAUCAUCAUUUUUGCGGGUGGCACAUCUCAAAAAAUGUGCCUUCUCGCGUGCAUAAUUUUAAUUCUGACAAAGAACUCAAGGGCCUUUUUAAUAAAUGUAUGCAAGAAUGUGAUUCAGAGAUUGAAUUUGAAGAAACAUGGCGGAACAUGCUGGUUAAAGGCAACCUCGAAAGCCAUGAAUGGCUCAAAUACUUGUACGAAAGCCGUCGAAAAUGGUCUAAUGCAUUCAAUAAAGAUGUCUUUGAUUUGGGAAUCAAAUCGACGCAGCGGACCGGGAUCAAUAACAAUGUAUUGAAUGUUGUACCUAACACGAGCUCUCUCACAAAAUGUUUCCUUCAAAUUGAGAAGUUGCUGCAUGGUUGGCGCCAAAACGAAGCUAACGAAGAUUUCAAUUGCAAUCAAAGCAUGCCCCCGCGUGCAAUAAAGCAAAGUCCUUUUUUGAGGCAUGCUGCACAAGUUUAUACACACAAAAUGUACAAGUUAUUUGAGAGGGAGUUUCUUGAUGGGGUUGGUGGUGGACUCCUUUUUAAAGAGUUUCCAUGUGGAGGCACCUUGUACCAAUUCAAAAUGAAGAUGCAUGAUGAUGAGGGUCUAAAGGAAUGGAUUGUGAAUCUUGACACAUUAUCCAUGGAGGUAGAGUGCUCUUGUAAGAAGUUUCAAUCAAUGGGGAUUUUGUGUUCCCAUGCUUUAAGAGCAUUUAGUUUGAAGAACAUUGCUAGGUUACCAGAUAAAUAUAUUGUGAAAAGAUGGACCAAAGAAGCGAGGAAACGGAUAUAUAGUUCUGGGCAAAAUGGGACUUCUCAGCAGGGCCAUAUGGAGCCUGAAUCCAUUUAUCUGAAUCGUGUCAGUCGAUACUGCUACGAACUUGCUACGAGAAGCCAGCAGUAUGCAGGUGCAAGAAAAAUUUUAUUAAAUGCUUUAGAAACUGCUGAAAAGAGCAUUGACAACUUUUUCAGGUAACAAUGUUUAGCUGAUGCUAAUUCAGACAAAAGGUUGAAAAGAUCGAGGGAAGAGAAUGAUGCAGGAAAUCAAUUUCACCAUGGUGAAACAGCUCGUAGUAUCUUGCCUUCUUCUGUAAAUAUCAUGCUACCCCAAUACUGGAGCUCCCUUGAUGAUGUUAACCUACCUCAGCCUCAUAACUUAUAGGUCAGUCUUACAGUGUUUUUAUGAAUCUGUAAGAAAUCUGCUCACUUUUAACUGUUUGUAUAGGCUUUAAAAGUUUGAUGUGGCAUAAAGCUGACAUCUACAUUAUGCACUAAAUGAGAAUUUUAAUGAGGCAGUUGAUUUUUUUCUGCAAUGUUGGAUGCCUUCAUCUGAUUUUAAUGCUCCAUGACUUCAGCCAUAGUUACAGA
Phalaenopsis equestris is the source of this 2612-nucleotide messenger RNA. RefSeq names its product protein FAR1-RELATED SEQUENCE 5-like. The record is from RefSeq and is a predicted model, not a curated record. The transcript has 2 exons. Gene Ontology annotation, biological process: regulation of DNA-templated transcription. Gene Ontology annotation, molecular function: zinc ion binding. The coding region runs from base 106 to 2220 and encodes 704 amino acids. NCBI's taxonomy places the organism in Eukaryota, Viridiplantae, Streptophyta, Magnoliopsida, Asparagales, Orchidaceae.